This is a messenger RNA of Echinostoma caproni, 666 nucleotides long. The record is from the annotation of a GenBank genome assembly. Lineage: Eukaryota; Metazoa; Platyhelminthes; Trematoda; Plagiorchiida; Echinostomatidae.
AUGGCACACCAAUUACGAGAAUCAUCCGCCGGUAUCGGAUUUCAUGACGGAAUAGAGAAGUUAGAACAACGCAUGAGUGUGCCAGAAAAGUGGGUCGAGCACACGGCCGCAAACUUGAAACGUUCACAGUCUGAACGUGCAGCCAGCCGGAAAAUACGUGAGGAUAUUGAGCAUUGUUUGAAUGCAGCCACAAACAAGAUGCGUGACGCUUGGGGAACGAGUAGUUCAGCAAUUGCGCAACGCGCUCAAGAGACCGCUGAGGCACGAAACCAGUUACAAGUUCAGCUGGCCAAGGUCAAUCAGGAAAUAUUUGAUAUCGAAUCCAGUAUGGAAUACCUGAAGAAAUGCAUCGAGGACAAACAAGGCCCAUUGAAAGUUACACAAACGCGAUUGGAUUUGCGCAAACGUCGACCGAAUAUUGAACUUUGUCGUGACGAAGCACAUAAUCGUCUGGUUCGUGAGGUGGACGAAUUGCAGGAGUCCGUUGAUCAAUUGAUUCGCCAGCUAGCUGCCAACCAAACCGCUCAUCAGGACUUGCUUCGCGCUCGAAGUCAGCUGGAAACGGAUUUGUCCGUGAAGUCGAACAGCCUGUUUAUCGAUCGGGAAAAGUGUUUGGGUUUGCGCAAAACCUUUCCGAUGGCUCCAUCUGUGAUCGUGCCUGCGUAA